Pipistrellus kuhlii (Kuhl's pipistrelle) is the source of this 990-nucleotide messenger RNA. RefSeq names its product neuronal calcium sensor 1 (gene NCS1). Bases 99 to 671 code for a protein of 190 amino acids. Gene Ontology annotation, molecular function: calcium sensitive guanylate cyclase activator activity; calcium ion binding. The record is from RefSeq and is a predicted model, not a curated record. The transcript has 8 exons. Lineage: Eukaryota; Metazoa; Chordata; Mammalia; Chiroptera; Vespertilionidae.
GGCGCAGACAAAGGCGCGGCCCGGCCCGGCCCGGCCCGCCGCUCCGCUCCGCUGGGCGCCCCCCGGUCCGGCCCGGGGCAGGGCCGCGGCCGCCGAGGAUGGGGAAGUCCAACAGCAAGCUGAAGCCCGAGAUCGUGGAGGAGCUGACCCGCAAGACCUACUUCACCGAGAAGGAGGUCCAGCAGUGGUAUAAGGGCUUCAUCAAGGACUGCCCCAGCGGGCAGCUGGACUCGGCCGGCUUCCAGAAGAUCUACAAGCAGUUCUUUCCCUUCGGGGACCCCACCAAGUUCGCCACCUUCGUGUUCAACGUCUUCGACGAGAACAAGGAUGGGCGGAUCGAGUUCUCGGAGUUCAUCCAGGCGCUGUCGGUGACCUCGAGGGGGACCCUGGACGAGAAGCUGCGAUGGGCCUUCAAGCUCUACGACCUGGAUAACGACGGCUACAUCACCAGGACCGAGAUGCUGGACAUUGUGGACGCCAUCUACCAGAUGGUGGGGAACACCGUGGAGCUCCCCGAGGAGGAGAACACCCCUGAGAAGAGGGUGGACCGGAUCUUCGCCAUGAUGGACAAGAACGCCGACGGCAAGCUGACGCUGCAGGAGUUCCAGGAGGGCUCCAAGGCCGACCCCUCCAUCGUGCAGGCGCUGUCCCUCUACGACGGGCUGGUAUAGUCCACGCCCAGCGCCGGGUGAGUCCGGGAUGCCGGGAACCACCGCCUCCUCCCGUGCCCUGAGCCGCCCUCCUGUGUCCACCUGCCGUCCUCCACGGGGCUACCCUGACAGCGAGGCCCGGCUCCCGCCCCAGCCGCCCCUCCCCGCCUGCUGCCCCGCCGCCGCCCGAAGCCACGGCUCCGCCCGCCGCCGCCUCUGCUUGUCCGGAGCCACGGGAGCCGCCGGCAGAGCCUCCGGCGUCCGCGGAGCCCGGGACACGCAGCUGCUCCGUCCCCUGCUCCCGCGCGUCUGCUUUUGUUUUUAUUCCAAACAGACGUUG